Messenger RNA from Colias croceus (clouded yellow), 626 nucleotides. Its product is annotated as signaling mucin HKR1-like. Bases 38 to 598 code for a protein of 186 amino acids. The transcript has a single exon. The record is from RefSeq and is a predicted model, not a curated record. Lineage: Eukaryota; Metazoa; Arthropoda; Insecta; Lepidoptera; Pieridae.
ACAGUUGUUCAAUACUUAUACACAGACCUCGUUCACAAUGAGAUCGUUGGUGGUGUUAAGUGCUUUAUUUGCUGCGUGCGUAGCGGCACCGAACUACAGUGUUCUUCUUAAGUCAUCUCCAUCUCUGGUCUCCGGGCCAGUUUACACCGAAGUUCAGCCUGCCGUUUCUGUUGUGUCACCGGUAUACAGCGUGCCAGCUGCUGUGUCCCACCAAUCCCGCGUAGAUGUUAAAUCAACACCCGCAGUUGUGAAAUCUUACGUUUCAUCGCCUGUCGUAGUCAAGUCAGUCCCUACUGUGAUAUCCGCUCCAGUGAGCGUUGUCCCAGCGACGACUAAUUACGUCGGUGGAAGCGCUGUGUCUCAACAGUCACGCGUUGAUGUAAAAUCCUACCCGGCUGUUGUUUCCCAACAAGUGACGCAAGCUGUGGUAGCACCAACAGUGGUGGAGUCUGUGCCGAGUGUCGCCCACGCCGCUUACCUGACGCCCGUCGCCCAACACGUGGUCGUGAAGUCUUCUCCGACUGUUUACACCGAACAAGUGGGCACUCCAGUGAUCACCGCCCAUUCAGUGUACCCAUCUGUUUACACCACUUGGUAAUUUAAUGAUCUAUGAACACACGACCGGU